CACCCCCACCCCCCUACCUCUGCCUCUCUUCUUCCACACCGCCGGGGAGCCCUCCACGCCGCGCGCCAUGGCCGAGAUCGGGAAAGGGGUCACCGCCGGGAAGCUGGCCAUCAGCGUCCAGAAGAGGCUCACCAGAGCGCAGGAGAAGGUCAUGCAGAAGCUCGGCAAAGCGGACGAGACCCGAGACGCCGCCUUCGAGGAGAUGGUGGCCAACUUCAACAAGCAGAUGACAGAAGGCAGCAAACUGCAGAAAGACAUGAAGGCCUACCUGGUAGCAGUGAAAACCAUGCACGACGCCUCCCGCCGGCUGCAGGACUGUCUGGCCGACAUGUACGAGCCGGACUGGUUCGGCAAAGAGGAGAUGGACGCGCUGACGGAGGAGAUGAUAGAGAAGGAGAUGGACAAUAACUUGGAGGACACAGACACUCUGUGGUUAGACUACCACCAGAACAUCACCGACAAAUCCCUGACCUCUCUGGACUUGUACCUGACCCAGUUCCCGGAUAUUAAGGCUCGCAUAGCCAAGCGCGACAGGAAGAUGGUGGACUUCGACAGCGCCCGGCAUCACUUCAGCUCCUUACAAAAAGGGAAGAAGAAGGACGAGGCCAAGAUCGCCAAGCCAGCAGCCCUGUUGGAGAUGGCGGCUCCCAGCUGGGCUCAUGGUUUGAUAUCAGCCCACCAGGUGGCUCAGACUAACCUCUCCUUCAACCAGGCCGAGGAGGAGCUGGGUCGAGCUCAGAAGAUCUUCGAGGAGCUGAACGUGGAGUUACAAGACGAGCUUCCAGCACUCUGGGAUAAUCGUGUUGGCGUCUACGUUAACACAUUCCAGGGCCUGGCGGGUCAUCAGGAGAAGUUCCAUGGGGAAAUGAGCAAGCUCAGCCAGAACCUGAACGACAUCAUGACCAAACUGGAGGAGCAGCGGGAGGAGAAUGAGGAAACCAACCACAGUGACUCAGCCAGCUCAGCACCAAAGGUGGUGCAGAGGCCCGGUCCUCCUCCCGGUCGGCCUCCGCCCCGCGUGGUGCCGUCUCCGGACCAGAGGCAGCAGCGGGUGGACCCGGUAGUGGACCCGGUAGUGGACCCGGUAGUGGACCCGGUCGUGGACUCGGUGUCUGAUGCUCACACGGACUCGACGCAGCAGCAGGCGCCAUCAUGGGACUCAUGGCGAGAACAGGCCGCCGCGGAGCCCCACAACGAAGAGGAGCGACACCCGAAGGAGGCCCAAGGGGGCUGGGAUCCUGAAGAAAGCAACACCCGGUCCGAGGCUGCUCCGGGUCAGGAGGGCGGAGUCGCUCCGUCGUACAGCGAGCCCAGCUGGGACGACGAUGGCGCCCAAGUGGGAGGUGGCUGGGGGAAUGAAGGAGAGGCCCAGAGUGCGGUGACCAACGGCUCGGAUGGAGAUCUCCCUCCAGGAUUCCUCUACAAGGUGAAAGCGGUGCACGAGUACGCGGCCACCGAUGGCGACGAGCUGGAGCUGAAUAUCGGAGAUGACGUGCUGGUUUUGGCCUUCGACAACCCAGAUGAACAGGACGACGGCUGGCUCUUGGGGGUGCAGGAGUCUCACUGGCUGCAGAAGAAAGAUAUUUCAGUCAAAGGCGUUUUCCCUGAGAACUUCACUCAGAAGGUUUAAAGGUUUCGUGCCACUAAAAGAAUGAUUUCUCCCCUUUCAGUGCCCCGAACUCCUCAAACGUAGCUUGUGACUGUAAAAGCGCCGCUGGAUUCGUCACUCGAUGUGAACGCAUCAGGAAACGAAUGAUCCGUUUGUGCCACUUACACAUUCACACAAACCAAAUUGAACGUUGUUUCGUAGUAAAAUAAAAAAGAGGAUUAAGUUUCACCCCGACCCAAAAUGUAAGGCUUAUUAAUUUGGUUUUGAUUUCUUAUUCCUGAUUAUUUAUAUAACACAAAUUUGUUGGUUGAAAUUCAAAAAGGAUUAAUAAGUUGUGGAUGUGUUGUAUGAAUGUCAACAGUUCCUUGCAUGAAGCAUUUGAUUGUCUUGGUGGCGUCGCUCCAUCAGGUGUCCUAGAACAAAGCCCUGGGGAACUCCGCCCAUAUAAACAGGAGGGUCGCCAUCUAUUCGUUUGUUGGGCUUGUUAUCAAAGGGAACACUAGUUUUUAUUUUACUGGCUAUUUUGAGGACAUGACUAAAUGUGUGGCUUACAUUUUCUAAUGCACAUACGCUUUUAUUUUGGUUUUGAGUCAUAUUUUCAUCGAUGGGUGAAACUUUCAUACUUUGAGACUCUUUUCAGACCUUUUUCCACGUGAACUUGACUCUGUGCUCCCCGCUGAGACGAUAACACUGCAUCACCACUGUGCACACACAUCUUCUCUCGAAAUCAGUCUGCACCUUAUUAAACUAAGUUGAACCCAUGCAAACUGUAUUUUUAUAUUGUGUGGAGUUGAUGAAUAAGAUGAUAAUUAAUGCACCAUCUGUUGGAGUCAGUGUCAUUAAAGAUGAAUGAAACAA
Messenger RNA from Cyclopterus lumpus (lumpfish), 2467 nucleotides. RefSeq names its product bridging integrator 1b (gene bin1b). The record is from RefSeq and is a predicted model, not a curated record. Gene Ontology annotation, molecular function: phospholipid binding; tau protein binding. Gene Ontology annotation, cellular component: cytoplasm; synaptic vesicle; plasma membrane. The transcript is spliced from 18 exons. NCBI's taxonomy places the organism in Eukaryota, Metazoa, Chordata, Actinopteri, Perciformes, Cyclopteridae. The coding region runs from base 68 to 1630 and encodes 520 amino acids.